CAGGGGGCGAGGCGAAGGGAAAACAUGAGCAGAGGCUGGGAGUCAGAACCAGUAUCUGUGACGUGGUUUACAGUAUUGGGGCUGGAGAAUGAGAGGCAGACACCGCCAGCAAUAAAAGAUCCUGCUAUAGAUCCUCUCCGGCUUCUUGUUCAGGGACGACGUUUGGUUGCUGUCCUGGACCGUCCGUGUGACUGGAUAAAUGUGUCCUUGUCGUUUUUUUAGGCUCUCUCUUUUUUUUUUAAACGAGUACGUGAGGUAGACAGGAAGUCUCAUGCUGCAGUCUCAGCUGUGAAUGGACUGGCUUUAGGGAUACCUCAAGGAAACUUUACGGAAUGUGUGUUCAAUGACACUUCGGGUUUCACUCUGAAUGCUCGCUGGGAUAUUUAAUUUGAAACUCUGUUGUUUUUGGAUUUAUCUUUUUUUUUAUUUAACGAUACUUGGCAGCUGAAACAUGACACUUUAUGUAGAAGGUCUGAGUAAAGGAGUGGCCAAAGUAGGGAUGGCUCAGUUCCAGGAAAUGAUGCGGCAGCAGCUGGAGAGCUCCAUGCACACCGAGCUGGAGAAACUGCUGGACACCACCACAGACGAGGCGGAGAGAGAGGUGUCAAGGAAAGACUUCGAAGGCUUCAAGAAUCUUUUCCACAGAUUUCUGCAGGUGAAGGGUCCAUCAGUGGAGUGGAUCAAGAUACAAAGACCUCCAGAAGAUUCGAUCCAGCCCUUUGAUAAGAUCGCUGCUCGAGGCCUGCCGGACAAUGUGGCUGACAGCCUGAACAAACUGGUGGUGGUGAAGCUGAACGGAGGCCUGGGCACCAGCAUGGGAUGCAAGGGCCCCAAGAGCCUGAUCAGUGUCCGCAACGAGAACACCUUCCUGGACCUCACUGUGCAGCAGAUCGAGCACUUGAACAAGACUUACAACACAGAUGUGCCCCUGGUCCUCAUGAACUCCUUCAACACAGAUGAAGACACGAAGAAGAUCCUGCAGAAGUACACGCACCACCGUGUCAAGAUACACACCUUUAACCAGAGCAGGUACCCUCGCAUCAAUAAAGAGUCCCUCCUCCCCGUGUCCACGAACUUGAGCAUGAAUGGGCAAAACACAGAAGGCUGGUACCCUCCAGGACACGGCGACAUCUACGCCAGCUUCUACAACUCGGGCCUGCUGGACCAGCUGAUCGCGCAGGGCAAGGAGUACAUCUUCGUGUCCAACAUUGACAACCUGGGAGCCACGGUCGACCUCCACAUCCUGCACCACCUGGUCAGCCAGCCCAACGGCAAGCGGUGCGAGUUCAUCAUGGAGGUGACGGAUAAGACGCGCGCAGACGUCAAGGGUGGCACUCUGAUCCAGUAUGACGGAAAACUGCGUCUGCUGGAGAUCGCCCAGGUCCCCAAAGACCAUGUGGACGAAUUCAAAUCAGUUUCAAAGUUCAAGAUCUUCAACACCAACAACCUGUGGAUCUCUCUGGCUGCCAUCAAGAGGCUGCAGGAACAGAAAGCAAUGGACUUAGAGAUUAUAGUCAACCCCAAGACGCUCGACGGCGGGCAGAACGUCGUCCAGCUGGAGACUGCAGUCGGCGCAGCCAUCAAAUGCUUCGACAACGCCCUGGGCAUCAACGUACCUCGCAGCCGCUUCCUGCCUGUCAAGACCACAUCAGACCUGCUGCUGGUUAUGUCCAACCUGUACAGCCUGGAGGCCGGCUCUCUCACCAUGAGCCCCAAGAGAGAGUUCCCGACGACGCCGCAUGUCAAACUGGGCAGCUCCUUCACCAAGGUUCAGGAGUAUGUGAACCGCUUCGAGAGCAUCCCCGACAUGCUGGAGCUCGACCACCUCACGGUGUCUGGAGACGUCACCUUUGGAAAAAAUGUUUCACUGAAGGGCACCGUCAUCAUCAUCGCCAACCACGGAGAUCGGAUUGAUAUUCCAGCUGGCUCCAUGCUGGAAAACAAAAUCGUAUCUGGCAAUCUCCGCAUCAUGGACCACUAGCGCCUUUUUCAACUCACACACACACACACACACACACACACACACACACACACAAAACCC
Messenger RNA from Morone saxatilis (striped sea-bass), 2041 nucleotides. It is a transcript of the gene ugp2b, whose product is annotated as UDP-glucose pyrophosphorylase 2b. The record is from RefSeq and is a predicted model, not a curated record. The transcript is spliced from 10 exons. Gene Ontology annotation, biological process: UDP-alpha-D-glucose metabolic process; glycogen metabolic process. Lineage: Eukaryota; Metazoa; Chordata; Actinopteri; Moronidae. Gene Ontology annotation, molecular function: UTP:glucose-1-phosphate uridylyltransferase activity. Gene Ontology annotation, cellular component: cytoplasm. The coding region runs from base 452 to 1981 and encodes 509 amino acids.